Molecule: messenger RNA, 792 nt
Organism: Nematostella vectensis (starlet sea anemone)
Lineage: Eukaryota; Metazoa; Cnidaria; Anthozoa; Actiniaria; Edwardsiidae
Exons: 2
Coding region: 1-792 (263 amino acids)
Source: RefSeq, a predicted model, not a curated record
AUGACAAGGACGUUUUCCGCAUUGCCAUGGAGAAUGGAGAAGAAGUGCAAAGACGUUGUGGGUGAGUGUUGCGUUAAAGACGAUCAGGAGCACAUCUCACUCACUGAUGAUGCUAAGAAGAAUGCGUGGAGAGAACACUACAACCAUCUGCUGAAUGUUGAGUUUUCAUGGUCCCAUGAAGACCUACCUCCUGCUUACCAAGUUGAGGGACCUCCAAUCCUGGUAACAUCUGAAAUGGUGGCAAGGGCAGUGUGCAAAAUGAAGCAGGGCAAAGCGGCCGGUCCCUGUGGUGUUGUGGCUGAGAUGCCUCUCAUUGCCGAGAAGAGGAUUCCUGUAGACUGGGACUUGAGCCACAUCCUCAACUUCUACAAAGGGAAAGGCGAUGCGCUGGAAAGGGGAAAUUACAGAGGCCUCAAACUAACGGAGCACUGCUUGAAAAUAGUUGAGAGAGUGCUGGAGAAGGUGGGCCGAAGUUUGGUGUCCAUUGAUGAGAUGCAGUUUGGAUUCGUGCCUGGCAAGGGAACGACAGACGCUAUUUUUGUUGUGCGACAGCUCCAAGAAAAACAUCUGGCUAAAGGAAAGAGUUUGUUCUUUGCCUUUGUAGACCUAGAAAAGGCAUUUGAUCGCGUUCCUCGUGAUAUCUUAUGGCGGGCAAUGCGUCGCCUGGACCGGAGUGGUUCGUCAGUACAAUACAAGCAAUGUACUCCCAUGCCUCAAGUAGAGUGUGCGUCAGCAAUUCCCUUAUGGACAGCUUCAAGGUACAAGUUGGUGUCCACCAAGGCUCUGUGCUGA